This is a messenger RNA of Sceloporus undulatus (fence lizard), 842 nucleotides long. It is a transcript of the gene GTF2H5, whose product is annotated as general transcription factor IIH subunit 5. Lineage: Eukaryota; Metazoa; Chordata; Lepidosauria; Squamata; Phrynosomatidae. The transcript has 3 exons. The record is from RefSeq and is a predicted model, not a curated record. Gene Ontology annotation, biological process: transcription by RNA polymerase II; nucleotide-excision repair; transcription initiation at RNA polymerase II promoter. The coding region runs from base 180 to 395 and encodes 71 amino acids. Gene Ontology annotation, cellular component: transcription factor TFIIH core complex; transcription factor TFIIH holo complex.
CGGUCUGCGUCCAGAGCAUGGGCCGGCGGGAGAUCCCUUCCCUUCCUUCCGCUUCCGGUCAGCUGAGCUCCUCCGUCGUCAAGGCGACGUCGCUGGUCCAGCGGAGGUCUCAGCGGAAGGCUCGCUGUCCCUGGGGCUGUUUCACCUGUUGCUGAAACGAACCUGACACUUUUGGGAAGAUGGUGAAUGUUUUGAAAGGAAUACUUAUAGAAUGUGACCCAGCCAUGAAGCAGUUCCUGCUGUACUUGGAUGAAUCAAAUGCCCUGGGGAAAAAGUUCAUCAUACAAGACUUGGAUGAAACACACGUCUUUGUGUUAGCUGAGAUGAUUAACUGCCUGCAAGAGAAAGUGGGAGAGUUAAUGGACCAAAACUCUUUUCCCAUUACACAGAAAUAGAAAAUAUUGUCUUCACCACACUGUAUCUAUAGAUGCAGAACUGAAAUUCUGUAGGUAGAUUUUCCUGGUGACUGAUUUGAGGUAGAUUGGAUAGUCAUGGUCCUUCUCAUUAGUUAUUAUUUAUUUAAAUUGUAUGUUUAGCUUUUUUUUCCCCCGCUAUGGGAAAUAUUUGUAAUUCUGAUAACAGUCUAACAUAGCUGUCGCCGCAAGUCAUUUUGUGGGUAGUUUAUUUUAAUUUUUUAAUUUGCCUAUAUGCCAGAGGGAAGGAUCAGUGCUCUCUGUAAUUCUCCUUUAGAGAGGACAGCCUUAACAGUUUGCUUUGAAUAUAUUUUGUUACUUUUGUUCUUUUGAAAUUUACAUCAGUGAAUGUCAAAUUUCAUGUACUAUAUGUUGAAAAGCAUGAUACUACUGUAUAUUCAAUAAUAAAACCAUUUAUACCCAGUCUUA